Messenger RNA from Arabidopsis arenosa, 1376 nucleotides. The record is from the annotation of a GenBank genome assembly. NCBI's taxonomy places the organism in Eukaryota, Viridiplantae, Streptophyta, Magnoliopsida, Brassicales, Brassicaceae.
AUUAUAACUCAUCAAUGGUUUUUCACAGAUUUGAUCUAAAUUUAUCAUUUCCAACUAAUGAAAGAGAACUUUUGUUUGAUCUGAAUAGAAGUCCACCGAGAGAAUCUACGACGUUGGAGUACGGUGCAACUGUUCCAGUUCAAGAAGGACCUGAAAAUUCUUGUUCUAUAAAUUCAGGAGAAAACGUUGAGGUGUCACAAGGUCAUGAAGAAGCUCGUGUUCACAGAAAAGAAAUGACAGAUGGUGAAAGAGUAGAGAUUUACCAUGCUUUAUUGGCAAGAAGUGUUAAUGGUAAAUUGAGGAAACAUACUAGGGCUGAAGUUUCUAGUUUAUUUUCUGUACCUUUACAAACGGUCCAACGAAUUUGGCGAUGGGCAAAAAAUAAUACCAAUGGAGAAGUUGUUGACGUAUCACAUAAGAGAAAGGGUAACUGUGGUAGGAAGAAGAUGCAGAUUGAACUCGAUCGACUUGCUGAUAUUCCACUCCAUCGUCGGAAGACAUUAAGGUCAUUGGCGGCUUCUUUGGAUGUGAGCACUGGAGUAUUGUUUCGGCAUCUAAAAGAAGGGCUCAUUAAGCGACAUACAAAUGCCAUCAAGCCAAGUUUGAGAGAAGGUAAUAUGAAAGCUCGUUUAGAAUUUUGUGUCUCCAUGCUUGACAGUAGCACUUUGCAUGAUAACCCAAAAUUUGUUGAUAUGUACAAUAUUGUGCAUAUUGAUGAAAAAUGGUUUUACAUGACAAAGAAGACAGAGACUUAUUACCUACUUCCUAUUGAAGAAGAGCCGCAUCGUACAUGUCAGAGUAAAAACUACAUUGGAAAGGUUAUGUUUUUAGCUGCUAUGGCUCGUCCAAGAUUUGAUACGAAAGGUAAUGAGACAUUUUCCGGAAAAAUAGGGGUGUUUCCUUUUGUUACAAUGCAACCAGCUCAGAGACGAAGUAGAAAUCGAGAGGGUGGUACGUUGGAGUUAAAGCUGAUGACUUCCAUCAAAAGAGAAGAUAUAAAGGAGUUCUUAAUUGAGAAAGUUAUCCCGAGAAUUCGUGAGAGAUGGCCACAAGAAGAUUUUGGGAAAACUAUUUUUAUUCAACAAGAUAAUGCAAGAACACACGUUGAUCCGGAAGAUGAAGAAUUCCAAGCAGCUGCUUCUGAUCAUGGUUUUGAUAUUCGUUUGAUGUGUCAACCACCAAAUUCGCCUGACUUGAAUAUUUUAGAUCUUGGAUUUUUUAAUGCCAUUUAGGCAUUACAACACCAAGUGUGUCCAAAGACAAUAGAAUAACUUGUUUCUGCGGUUGAAAAUUCAUUCGAUGAAUAUCCUGCAAAACAAGUGAAUCGGAUUUUUUUGACUCUGCAGUCAUGCAUGCAAGAAAUUAUGAAAGUCAAA